This is a messenger RNA of Xyrichtys novacula (pearly razorfish), 8114 nucleotides long. Lineage: Eukaryota; Metazoa; Chordata; Actinopteri; Labriformes; Labridae. The record is from the annotation of a GenBank genome assembly.
AGUUGGUUAGCUGAGUGGUUAUAAAUAAACCCACAGGGUCUGAAGUCUCUCAGACGGACUGACUGAUGGAUCGGACUGUUCUCUGAAGUUUGUCGUCAUUGUUACCAUAUAAAUUAAGACUCAUCUUCCUCUUCCACUCCAAAUCUAAAAUGAUGUCCACGGGGUUGGUCGGGGUGUUGCUGCUGUGUUGUGCAGCAGCGCUUGUGUCAGGGGAGACGAGAGGGUACUUCUUCAGGAUAGAGGAGGUGUCAUGGAACUAUGCCCCGAGUGGGACGAAUGUCAUACAAAACCGCACCUUGCAGGAGGAUGAGUGAGUACAAACCAAGAACUUUGUAUGUUAAUGUUGACGUUGUGUGUGGGUCUGAUGUAAGAAUCAGGAUUCUGUGAAAAAAGUCAGACCUUUAAGAGUUUGAAAAGUAUUUCAGAGCCUUUUUUUCCAAUAGCCCUUGUCUACGGCAGAGUUUUAAGGCCACAUUUAAGAAAUUAAUGUUUUUAAAACUCAAAAGAAUAAUUUAAGUCAUUUCAUCACAAGGAUAAAGUCGUAGUAAAACAUACCCAAAGCCAUUAGUAUAAUCAGUGAUUAACCACAUACUGCCGCAACUCAGCUUCUGGUCCUCUCUGGGUCCUGAUACUUUAAAAGUUGGGGUGCUGAGAUGCUUAAACACUGAGUACAAUUUAACCCCAUCUUCCUCAUUUUGGCACAGACAGCUGGCUGCUCACAGUAAACCAAAACUACGACUUUAUCCUGACUUUAUUCUCACAACAUAAAGACUUUCUGUCCUGGAAGGUCAAAGCCGCUUUAAAGGUAAGAGAGGAUAAGAGAGUAUGUGGGCACUUAAAAUUAAGUGUGAUCUCUAGAUAUUGCUUAACAUUCGCUCAGCACCUUUGGGUCUUAUACUCCAAGUGUGCUGAAAACGUAGAACUGCAUUGAUUUUGUUUGUAAAAUAGGAGCCGCAAGCGUCAAGGGCCUGUGUCCACGAACAAAAAAGCUGCAAGUGGACACAGGCCCUCACUGCCCCCUACUGCAUGCAACCGGUAAAAUAUUUUUAGAUGUUUGGCUAUUUGAUCCAAUUCAAAGGACUUUUUUAAGCUGAGUAAAAGUUUUUAUGUUUACACAAAUAUUAGAGUGGCAUUUUUUUUUUCAGUCAGCAGGAACAUCAGUGCUUCCUCUGAUCUGAAAAGCCAAAAUGCUUGCUGUCAAAAGGCAAGAUCAGAGAUCAGAGGGUUUCUUAAUUGGAAUCAACACGAGAUUAAAAUUCACUCAUUUUGUUCUCUCUCUGCAGAGAAGCCUCUGUCUUUUUAAAACGAGGCCCCCAGCGGAUCGGCUCCAUCUAUAAGAAAGCCGUGUAUAAGCAGUACACCGACAGCAGCUACAGGACCGAGGUGACGAAGCCGGAAUGGCUGGGCUACCUGGGACCUCUGCUGAUGGCUGAGGAAGGAGACACAGUGAUCAUUCAUUUAAGAAAUGCUGCAUCCAGACCUUACAGCAUCCACCCACAUGGAUUGAACUACAGCAAAGGAGCUGAAGGUGAGGACUUGAAAAAAAUCUGUCACAAAUUUGAGUCCUUAUCUGAAACUUCUACCACUUUUGAACUUCUGAAACUUUCAUUACCUUGACGAAAUAUGUCUGACAGUUUGGUAAGGGAUAAAUGAAGGUGUGUUUCUUCGCUUCAUUUAGGAGCCCUGUACCCAGAUGGUACUGGUCCAGAACUGAAGACUGAUGACUCAGUGGCUCCUGGUGCAACAAAAAUCUUGGAGUGGACCCUCGCAGAGACCCACGGCCCACUAUCAGAUGACGGUAACUGCAUGACCAGAUUCUACCACUCCCACGUCAGCGCUCCGAAAGACAUCAACUCAGGACUGAUAGGACCCCUCAUCGUCUGCAAGAGAGGUACCUGAAAAAUGUUAAUACAUGGUGAUGUCGAUAUGAUGUUUGGUUUUCAUACACUAAUACUGAUACAUCCUCUCCUCUCCUCUGUAGGAACCCUGGAUUUAUACGGAGACCGUUCAGGAGACUACCUGUACGCUCUGCUGUUCAUGGUGUCCGACGAGAACUUUAGCUGGUACCUGGAUGAGAACAUCAGGACCUACAUAACAUAUCCUGGAAGAAACCUGAAGGAGGACGAGGAUUUUAUUGAGAGCAACAAAAUGCACGGUUAGAGUCUUCUCACACCCACCUCUACAUUUCUAAAUGCUCACACUUUCUCCACAUUGUCGUGUUAACACUGUGUGUGGAUCGCAGGUAUAAACGGUUACCUGUACGGGAACCUGCCUGGACUGAGCAUGUGCCAAGGCAACAAGAUCUACUGGCAUAUGAUUGGUCUAGGCAACGAGGUAAAGUUUUGGUUAGAAACAUCAUCGCAACACUUAUCAUAAAUAAUCUCUCGUAGCCUACUAUUAAAUUUCAUGCCAAGAUGUGAGAUACAAGCAUCCAAAUGAGGUUUAAAUGUCAGCUGUCUUCAACAGGUGGAUAUGCAUUCAGUCCAUUUCCACGGUCAGAUCCUGACCGCUCAGAACCACCACACAGACACAGUCAGCCUCUUCCCUGGCUCCAGCACUACAGCCGAAAUGGUGGCCGAUAACGUCGGGCACUGGCUGCUGACGUGUACGGUCAAUGACCAUCUGAUGGGUGAGCUACAGCAUCUUCUACUCUCAGCAUGAAAUCACUGCACUGUACUGUGAUUUUAAAGCUUUAAAGUUUGUUUUAUUUCACGUCUUUCCAGCUGGAAUGCAGGCGAUAUUCGAGAUCAAGAAGUGUUUCCCCAACGUUCACAAACCUCGGCCACACGGAGAGGUCAGACAGUACUUCAUCGCUGCUGAAGAGGAAGUUUGGGAUUACGCUCCGACCACACCUUCAGAGGGGUCUGUUAUUGAACAUUUUACAGAACAGUCUCUUUCCUGUGAUCAUGUUCUUGACAGGAAAAAUGAGAGUUUAUUCAUGUGUGUGUAAACAGUGAGGCUGACAUGUAUGUAACCAGAGGACCGAACCGUAUUGGAAGUCGCUACAAGAAGGCCCGCUACGCCGAAUACACCGACAACACCUUCAACACGAAAAUGCUUCGCAGCCCAGAGGAGCAACACCUUGGGAUUCUGGGUAAUUAAUCUGGGAUUGGGUUUAUUGUCUCUUUGCAUGCUUAGUUUAUAGGAUUUGAUAAUAUUUGACAUCUUUUGGAUGAUGGGAAUUCUUUAAAGAUGUCUUCGUACAAACAGCACCAACUUGUCUUUGAGUAAUAAUUGAAUAAAUUGUCCAGAAUGGUCAAUAAAACCACCAUCUGCUCCUGUUUUUAGGUCCUAUACUGCGAGCUGAAGAGAAAGACACCAUCAGGGUCGUUUUCAAGAACAAAGCCACCCGACCUUACACGAUGCAACCCCAUGGCGUUCAGUACAACAUCGAACAAGAUGGGACUCUCUAUUAUAAUGAACUGGAAGGUAAAAACAUGAAAGUACCAUGCAGAUAAAUUGUUAUCCAUGCAAAACUUCUUCAUGUCUCAUACAUGUCUUGCUCUUUGCCCCCCGAUCCUCAGAGUCCUACACUGACAAGAAACUGCGGGAGCUUAAGAGACUAACCCGUGAGUUCAAACCUGAGUGACAGUACCGCUUCAUAAAACUCUUUAUACCUCACUAUAAAUUGUUGUUUGUUUGUGUUUUAAGGUGUGGUGACCCCUCCUCCAGCUGCUAUGGUCAGGCCCGGGGCGGUGCACACCUAUGAGUGGACGGUACCGGUGGGUGCUGGUCCAACAGCGGGUGAAGCCGACUGUCUGACCUAUCUGUACUACUCUGGAGUGGAUCCUGUUAAAGACACCAACUCUGGGCUGGUGGGGCCGCUCCUCGUGUGUCGGCCUGGAUCACUCAAACGUCAAGUACAGGUGAGGAAAGCAAAUUAGACAUUUGGGGUUAUUAAAGGUUAAAGACCAGAAGUCCAAACUUUAUGUCUUGUAGUGCAAUGAGUGUUAAAGCAAGGAUCCAUGUCAGAAACCACACUGUAUCAUCUUCACUGCUCUUUAUAUAGAAAAACUACCAGAAGGAGUUUCACCUCAUGGCUACAGUGUUUGAUGAAAACCUCAGCUGGUAUCUGGAUGACAACAUCCGAGCAUUCGCCACUGCUCCCGCCACCGUGAACAAGGAAGAUGAGGGAUUCAUGGACAGCAACAAAAUGCACUGUGAGUAGAAGACAAAUCUAAACUCUGAGGAAAUGAUGCUGGAUUUUUUUUUACGAUAUCGUCUUUUUUUCUUUCAGCCAUCAAUGGGUUUGUGUACAAGAACCUCCCAGGCCUUACCAUGUGCAAGGCGGAUAGGGUAACAUGGCACCUUUCAGGACUCGGCUCAGAGACGGACAUCGUCAGUCUUUACUUCCAGGGAAACCGCUUCAUCUACCGCCAGAACAGACGAGACACCAUCAGCGUCUUCCCUCACAUCUCACGUACUGUCACAAUGGAGCCUGACAGCAUGGGUAUGAACCUCUACAGCUUAUUCUGAGACUCUGAUACAAUCUGGACAAUGUAGGUUUUAACCAGAUGCUUAUUUGGCAAUUAAAUGGCAAAUACAGACUAUUUUAAUGCAAAUCAAGACGAUUUAAAGUCUGGGUUCUGCGUAUUUCUAAUAGUGUGACCCCUGUGUGUGUUUCAGGUCAGUUUGAAGUGGUGUCGGCUACAGUGAAUCAUUAUCGUGGUGGGAUGAGAGCCAACUACACGGUUCAGAAGUGCAGCCUCCUUCAGCGUCAGGGUGAGACGAUGCUGCAUUCAAAGACCUACUAUAUCGCUGCGAUGGAGUUAACCUGGGAUUACUCUCCAAACCGCACCUGGGAGGCUGAGAUGUUCCGCGGUCAGGAAAGGUACGGUUUAACCUGCAGAGGUACAAGGUUUUGUUUUCCAGUUUUCAGUCAAAUGAGCACACUGAACUUUUAGUUUCCUUUUCCUCUCGUCUUUUGUAGUCCUGCAGGUGUCUUCCUAGACCAACAGGGCGGGUUUAUUGGCUCCCGUUACAAGAAGGUGGUCUACCGCCAGUUCACUAAUGACAAGUUCACCAAGCAGGUGGAAAGGGCAGCGGAUAUGGAACACCUUGGCAUUUUGGGUAGGAUUUGAGUAUAUCUGUAAAAACCACAAAAUAUAGUGUAUGAAAUAUUAUCAUGUCAGCAUUUUGAUUUUUAAUUAUUCCAACACUUUUCCUUCACUCAGGUCCGAUGAUUCAUGCUGACGUGGGAGACAAGGUGAAGGUGGUUUUUAAAAACAUGGCGUCCCGGCCUUAUUCUAUCCACGCUCAUGGAGUCAAGACAGACACUCCUGAUGUCCACAACACACCUCCAGGUACACACAGACUAAACACAGAUAACGUGCUUAUUUUCUGUGUUAUUAAAAAGUGUAUAACUUCAACCGUCUGAGGACACUAGGAUUCAGUUUUCUUAAUAAAGCAUCAGAAUAAAAAAAAUGUUUGUAUCGAUGUAUGAUGUCUUUCCCAGGUGAGACGCACACAUAUAAUUGGUACGUCACAAAGAAAACCGGACCUACAACAGAGCAAGAGGAGUGCUCUGUGUCAGCAUACUACUCCACUACUGAUGUCGCCAAGGUAUACACAUAUACAUGUAAAUACACACACAGUAGAAAACUAAAUUAUGGACUUAUACUGAAUAAUACAUCCAUAUAAUUUGAUUUAUUUUUGAGAUGUGUCUAUGUAUAAAUAUUAACACAUUAUUAAAGGGUUAAGACUAGAAAAGUUAAGUUGUAGUUACAGCUUUAUUUUUAAGAUGAGGUGUUGAUGUCUGACACAGGAGGGAAAUAACUUUUUGUCCUGUUACCUCACAAACCUCUAGAUCUGAUUUAACUCUUUUCUUAUUUUGGACCUCUAAAUUUCCCAACCCCUUUUUUUCUGAUUGGUUUUACAUUUUUACUGAAGCUGUGUCAUAUGAAUUGCUGAAACUGAAAACACACACAGUAAUAUUGUGUCCUGUCCUCCAGGAUCUGUACAGCGGUUUGAUCGGUCCAUUGGUGAUCUGUCGACGCAGCUGGGCCAGGUGAGUGUUUCUCUCUCCGUGAGCGUUAAUCCAAAACUUAGCAAACUUUUAGAAAUUCACUUCAUGAUCUAAUUUAGGUCACCCAAGCCAGAUAAUUUUCUGAUAUGCUGCUCUGCAUGGAAGAAACCCAUGAGAUAAAGUGCUGAUAUAGUGCUGUACAAACUUUGUCGCCUCCAGGUCUUUAGGUAUGAAGAAAGAAGUCGAAGAGUUAGCUGUGCUUUUCCUGGUUUUUGAUGAGAAUGAAAGCUGGUGAGUAAAAGUCAAGUUUUAUUUAAAGUAAGAUUUUAUUCUUGUGAUAUUAUAAUUUUUAUUCUUGUAAAAUUGUCUUUAUUUUUAAAAAUGGUGGACAGUUUUCUUACCAAAUGUGAUCAAACUCUUACAGACCUUAAAAUGAUAUUUCAAAAUACGACUUAAUUUUGCUCCUUCUUUUAUUGUCUUAAUUAUGUUUUGGUUUUAAAUGAAUAAGGCUUUAAGAUCUAUACUGACCAUUACUCUGCUGCUGAAACACAACAAAAUUUAAUGGUGUUUAUCUGUUUAAACUCAAGAUAUUUAAAUUCAUAAAAGUUGUAACUUGUGUUAAUGUAUGUCUGCAAUGUGCAAUAUUUGGCGAAUGAUCACUCUCAUGUUUCCAGGUACCUGGAUGAAAACAUCAGGACCCACAUCAGGAACCCUCGUGCAAACCUGAAGGACGAUGAAACCUUUAUAGAGAGCAACAAGAUGCACUGUGAGAUAAAUAUGCACACAGAUGGACUUCUAAUUUAAUACCUUCACUCUUUCUCUCUCUAAUAUAUAUUUGUUUGUCUACUUUGCAGCCAUAAAUGGUUUGAUGUAUGGAAACCUGAAUGGUCUGAACAUGGAGGUGGGUGAUAAAGUGUACUGGUACCUGAUGGGGAUGGGCAAUGAUGUGGACAUACAUACUGUACACUGGCAUGGACACAUGGUGGAAUAUAAGGUAUGCAGGACAUGCAAACAUGUCAAUAUAACUACAUAUAACACAUGCAUACUCUGGUUCAAACCAACACUGACUGUUCUGUCUUCCAGCUGGGUGGAGGUCCUCAUCGGACAGACGUGUACGAGCUGUUUCCAGCCACCUUCCAGGUAAAACAUUAAAACAUACUGACUUCAGGCUGAUAGAUGGUAACAACUGUUGUUCAAGCAAAUGAAGUACUAGAGCUGUGACCAAAAUGUGAUGUAAUUGUAAAGACAGCCUUAAUAUGAGUCAGCUUAUACGCCUAUGGUUGGUCCCACAGAGAUACAGGAGACACCACAUGUCCUUCAUUUUUUAUGAGGCCUUCUCUGCUGCCCUCUGUUGGUUCUGGCGUGUUAUGUGUGUCCGUCCUGUACUAAACUUUUGCAGAGUCAGUGAAGUCUCCAGGCUGGAAACACAACCAGUCACUGAUUUGAAACUUAAAGAACAUUUGUAAUUUACAAGUUAAGUGCAGAUUAGAAAUUUACUCACUUGCUUUAUGUCAUCCUUUCAUGAUAAUUGUUAAAAAUCUUUGUCAGGUGCCACUGCUUACUUGACUAAGCUCUUUUAAGUAAACAGAGACAGCCUACUUUAGCUGAGAAACUAUUGAAAAGAAGAUAGUUUCAAGUUAGACUGACAGAAAAAGCCACAAUACAUGAUCUACAAAGUAAACUUGUAUAAACAUGUAUGAACUUGUAUGUGCUGUCUCCCUUUCUUCCUGUCCAGACUGUAAAGAUGCGACCUCAGUAUCCUGGUACCUGGCUGCUACACUGUCACGUCACUGACCAUAUUAAAGGUGGCAUGGAGGCGGUGUAUCACGUCAAUGCAAAAAGUAAGGGAAAUAUUUAUUUAAAGGUGAAUUUCACAAAGAGAUUGCACUGCAGGGAAAACAACAUUUUUUCCCCUCUCUUUCACAGAAAAGAAAGGUGGAGUCUUUGGCUGAGGAAACCAGAUCUGGAGAGGCCCGUUUAAAUGAAGUUUUAGCGAUCAUCUGUCCGUGGUCUUUUGUAAUUAAGAGCAGUUUUACAAUUUAUCUUCUUUUUAUGAUUGUUUGUCGUUUUAUAUUUUAUAAAUGAUAGAGAACUGUCGCACAACUUAAAAAAAAAUAAAGUAAAUAAAAACUGAGUGUUGGUUCUAUGA